AUGGCAGUCGCCGUUGGGGGCGAGGAAACGUUGUAUGCGUUGCGACAGGAGCUGAAGUUGUUGAGGGAUGAGUAUCAGAGUGUGCUGGGGAGUUUAGAGCUAGCGAGUAAUCAAUUACGUUUGAGGAAUCGGCAAUUGGAGAGGUUUCAAGAGACUAACGACUACUGUCAGAAGUUGUUAGGCCGGAACAGCCGUCUUGAGCUGGAGAUAGCUCGGGUGCAGGAUGAGAAUGAGUCUCGAAUCCGAGAGUAUACCGGUCGAUUGCAGGGCACGGAGGAAGAGAAAAGUUCCCUUCGGACACAGGUGUUGGACCAGCGAGAACGUGCGCGGGAGUUGGAGCAUUCGCUGAUCGAGAUGGAGUUGAUAAAGAAGAACAACGAGCGUUUGAGGAGUCAAGCCGCAGACCUGUCGAGUCGAAUGUCAUUGUUGAAGAAGGAGCUUGAUGAAGCGACCAGUGCUCGGAAGGCGGCCGAGGAAGGGGUGGGAAGUCUAAAAGAUGAGUACGAUAAGCUUCUGAGGAUUUACACGUCUCAACUGAACGCUAUUGGAGAGACUUCUGAGACAGUGGAAACGGUGGCCAAAGAGAACAGAUCUUUAGUGCAACAGGUGUCUGAGCUGAAGGAACGGUUGGCUGAUCGUAACACUGGUUUCCAAAAACAGCUAACUGAACUGGAGAUGAAAUACGCCGCGGCGGAUUCUCUCGCAGCUAAUCGAGGACAGCAGUUAGAGUUGAUUGAAAGUCAGUACGAGAAGCUGUGUGAAACUUUGGGUAUUCUUAAGAGUAAACUUGCGAACCAGGACCAAGAUAAAGAAUUGGAACGUCUUCAAAAACUAUUGAAUGACCGUGAAUUGGAGUACCAAUUGCGUAUCAGUGACCUUGAAAGUAAGGCUACUGGACUAGGAGAAAAACUGAAGAGCUAUGGUGAGAUGCAUGCGGUAGCUGGGAAGUUGGUUCAGCGUAAUACCGAGCUGGAACGGCUGGUAUCGGAGCUGUCAGAUCCGAAGUCUCAUUUUGACUUGGAAAAGUUGCGAACCGAAAAGGAGAGCGCGGAGGCAACGGCUAAGCGUUAUGCGAAGGACAUAAAAACUCUGGAGAUCCAUCUUGCAUCUAUGAAGAAGCAGCUGGAAAAGACUGGAAGUAUAACCAGGGAGGACGACGAAGAGCUGCGCCUGGCGAUUAUUGAUGCUUUGAAAGAAGACCACAAAAGAGAGAUAAGCGAUUUGGAGCUGGAGUACAACGAGGAGCUUCGGCGUAUCCGGAAGUUACAUCAAAACGAGAUAAACAAACUGAAUGAGGUAACACAGGAGGGACGUAUUGCUUUACGAGAGCAGAUUAAACAGGAGCUGGAUCGUGAGUUCGAAGACAAGGAGAAGAGUAUGAGGGAAGCCUGUCAAAAGCUGGUGGACGAAGCUAGAGUGGAUAUGGACAAGAGGCUUCAUCUAUACCAAGAGAAGGUUGAUGAGCAUCAUAAACAGAUUCUGAAUAGUAUUGAAAGGCAAAAUAAACAUCGUAUCGAUCAACUUAAAAAGGAAGCCACUGCUGCACGACAGCGAUACGAAAGCGCACUUGCAUCCGUGGUCGCCGAAUCUGACGUUAAAAUGGCUGCCGCUGCUGAGGAAAUGGAUCGUCAUUUACGUGAUAAGGAUGAGGAGAUACAGAAGAUGCAAGCAUUAUUAGUUGCCGCUGAGACUAAACAGAACAUUGAACCAUCCGAAACAAAUAUUCUUAGACUACAACUUGAACAACUUAAGAGUGAGAUGGCAAGAGAUAGAGAAGAAUGGUUGACGGAAUAUAAUCAUAUGAAGAAAAAAUAUGACGAUCUUUUGCAGAAACAACUUGACGAAAAGGAAAUGGAAAUUGAACAACUAAAAACAUCUCCGGGUCGUGGUGGUUCAGGGCCAGCGAUAGCCAGAAUUGAAGAACUGAUAAAGCUAAGCACAAAUGCUACUAAUAAUCAGUCAAGAGAGUUGCUUGAAAGCUUACAAUCGAGUAAGCUGGAUUUAGAAGAGAAGAAUACAUUACUUCAGAGGAAUAUAACAUCAUUAGAAGAAGAUAUUACUCUAAAAGAAAAGGAAAUUGAUUCAUUAAAAAGAUCCAUUAAAAGAAAUUCAUUGAUAGCAAGUUCUGGUCAAAAUAUCCCAUCUAUGAAAGGUAUCUUGAAAAGGAAUGAGGAAUUGGAGAAGAAGCUGACAGAAUUAAGUGAAAGACAUCGGGAAGAGAUUUCAACAAAAAUGAAGGAAAUUUCUCACUUGAGAGAUACUCUUCGCACACGUGUGCGAAAUUCUGAUAGGAAUUCUAUUGAGGUUAUUGAAGUUGAGAAGCCUGAGACUAGAAAAGUUAUAAGUCAACUUCAUGAUAGGAUUAAACGUUUGGAAGAAUCUCGUGCCCAGCUUGCAUCAUCGUUACGUUCCAGUCAAGGGGGAACUGAAGGUCGUCCCGUGUCUCGUACUCUUGACGCUACCGAAAUGAAUCAUGUCCAUCAGAAUCUCCAACGUCAUAUUUCCGAACUUAACAAAACUAUUGAAGAAGGGAAUCGUCUUCAAAAAAACUCACAUCAAGCUUUAUCUGAAGCCGUUGACAAGAGGGUUGAGAAUAUGAAACUUGAAGGUAUGGUUUCUGCUUUGCGGGCGAGAUUGGAAGAGCAGCAGGAGAAAGUUAAGAUGAUGGAAGAGGAAAUGGAUAAUGCUGCUAGAUCUGUUUCAAGCCCUGUGAUUGUGGACAAUAAAUUGACGUCAAGAAAGGAAGAUGAGUUGGCCAUUGAGAAGCACCGACUAGAGGAGACAUUGGAGCAUAUGAAAACAUUAUUGGCAACUAAGGAGUCUGGUCUGACGCGAGAAAUUGAAAAUCGAAAUGAGCAAAUGAAUAUCAUUGAAAAGACUAAUUCGGAGUUAUCUAAAGCAUUGGAAUGGAACAAAAAUCUUCAAGCGCAAUUGAAGGAUUCAUUUGAUGUUAGUCCUAGAGUAAAUUUUGAGAAAACUGAGCAGCUUUUAACUACCCUAGAAAGUGAAAAUUCUUCAAAAGCGGAAGGAUUCCAAUUAGAGAUUUCUCGUUUGCAAGCGUUGAUUAAGGAACGUGAAUUAGACUGGCGAAGACUGAAAGAAGAUUCUGAUGUGAUUCAAGAACAGCUAAGAAUCACUAGCAUUGAGAAAAUGGAACUUCUUGAUAAGCAACACAAUCAAGAAGUAUCUCGUCUAAAAAGGGAAUUAGAGAACCGGAAGGACGUAAUUGACGGUUUGACUAGAGAGUUGGAGGAUGUUCGGAAUAAUUAUCGGCAUUCUAAGGAAGAAGGUGAAUUACGACUAACUGAGCUUGUUCAGAAAGUGUCAUCUCAUUUUAGUCAGCAGGAGUUGCUUAUAGCCAGGAUCCAAGAAGAGAAGGAUAUAGAUACGGAGAGAAUGAAACUUGAGAUCCAGGCGUCUAUUGAGGCGCAGACAGCGCUAGAAGCAGUUAUUCAGGAAACGCGUAAGACAUUGUCACAAAAGGAGGAAGAAUUGAAGGAUUUGUUGGACCAAUUGCGCGUUUUGGCUGAGGAGAUGACAGGAGAUUCUAUUUCGGAUGAGCUGGACGUGUCCAAGAUUCGAGAGGAAUAUUCCCGUCUUGCUAACGCCUUGACAGAUAGCCGUUCCGAAGUUAGCCGUCUAACUUCGUACUUCGAGCAACUUAUCAGAAAACAGGAACAGGAGGUCAUUUUCGCCCGACAACAACAGAGAACUCUCGGCCAGUGGGGAGACCGACUCUCGGCCGUUGAGGAUGGGAAAGCUAUUGACUCCAAGCUGCUGCAGUAUAAGGGGGAUGUUAGCAAGUGUCGCGCCGAUUUGGAGAGGUAUAAUCAGGUGGCGGAGAAUAUGCGCCCUCUUAUCCAAAACACUCUCGAUUCUCAUCUGCUUACUGAACCUAUUCAGAAUCUCCACACCGCCACUGACCACAUCCAAGAAGCACAAAAACAUUCCAAAACUCUCUUACAUCGAGUUCUCAACGAUUCAUUCGGCUCCAAAACAUUCAGCUCUCUAGUGACCAAAGUGCAAUCGUUUGUUAACAAUACCAGCGAUAUGCACACUUCAAUAACGCGAACUUCAACAGGUACAUCUCACUCCAUCACUGUUACCAUACACUCUUCUGCCACACAUCUUCUUGGGCAGUGGAAGAGGACAUUGUGUCCACCAAACGAAGCUUAG
Molecule: messenger RNA, 4176 nt
Organism: Gregarina niphandrodes
Lineage: Eukaryota; Apicomplexa; Conoidasida; Eugregarinorida; Gregarinidae
Product: putative viral A-type inclusion protein
Exons: 2
Coding region: 1-4176 (1391 amino acids)
Source: RefSeq, a predicted model, not a curated record